Osmerus eperlanus (European smelt) is the source of this 1510-nucleotide messenger RNA. It is a transcript of the gene mvb12bb, whose product is annotated as multivesicular body subunit 12Bb. The record is from RefSeq and is a predicted model, not a curated record. Bases 133 to 897 code for a protein of 254 amino acids. NCBI's taxonomy places the organism in Eukaryota, Metazoa, Chordata, Actinopteri, Osmeriformes, Osmeridae. Gene Ontology annotation, biological process: viral budding; virus maturation; regulation of epidermal growth factor receptor signaling pathway. The transcript is spliced from 8 exons. Gene Ontology annotation, cellular component: late endosome; ESCRT I complex.
UAAUUAGCCAAACGUGAUACGAUUCAUGGAACAAAACACAGGCAGUAACUGCUGUGUGUCACGAACGACUAUAUUUUGCAGUAGUAAACUGCUGCCAUUUCACUUUGCGCAGGUAUACAGAUUGCCAGGAUCAUGGCUGAAGCCCAGAGCCUGACCGAAGAGAUUCCAGGCCCACCUGCUGAUCCAAUCACUGCCGUCGGAGUGGUGACAUCACAAAGCAAGGCACCUGCUCAUUACCGUGUUGUUGCACAAACAACAGAUGGCUCCGACGCAGACCUGUGGAAGGACGGCCUAUUCAAAUCCAAGGUCACACGCUACCUCUGUUUCUCCACAGGAAAUAGCCAAACAGCCAAUGUUGUUGUUGACAUGAGGCUGAUUGAUUUGAAGGACACCUUACCAGAGGGUUUCACACUCCUCUCAGAAACACUGGAUACACAGGAGAUUGCCCUGAGGAAGAAUAGGCUGUGUGUUAAGCUCUGCCCUCGCGGAGACGCCCAGACCGCUGUGUGUGACAUGGUGAUCAUCUCCAAGGCCAAACACACACCGGCUGACUACACUUGUAUAGGGGAGCUGAACGGUAUGGGGAUAUGGUAUCGGAUGGGCAGUGUGCACCAGGAAGAGUCCACCGAUGUUCCCAUCUCCAGCCCAACAAGACCAGCAGAGAAGGACCCUAACAGCCUCUACAGAAGGACCUCGAGCAGACCUGACUACCAGCACCAGACCUCAGGCCUCUACACCAUGUCAGAGCGGUGCUUAUCUGAAAGAGUGAACACUGCCUCCCAGAGGGCUUCACCACUGCACUCACGAGAACAUUUAACAGCUGUCAAAGAUGAUCCAACGCAUGGCAUCGUCACAUCUACCUUCCCUUCCUUUUACUCCUCGUGUGGUCGAGACUGAAGCUAAACGCUCCCUGGGAUGAUAACCAAUGAAAAGUAUUUGAUGAAAGGCAGCCAGGGUUUAGUCUUCAUGCCGCGGCGCGGGUAGGCAGAGCUGGUCUAGGUGAGGUGGGAGGCUGGGUAGUGGAGGUGUAGAGAGCGGAGGUGGGAGGCUGGCUAGUGGAGGUGUAGAGAGCGGAGGAGGCAGAGAAGGCAGCCUUUAUCCAGCUGGAGAGAGACACCAUGUGGUGAAGGUUCACCCUGCUCCAGAGAGGAGGACUGUCAGGGCGAUGCUGGGAUCCCAGUUAUCCCUGUCAGACUCUGGUUGUCUUCCUGCUUACUGUUUGGCCUGACACAUAGGUGACACUAUCUACCAGCCUGUCAGAGCACACAUGGUUUUUAGACCAUGAGCAAUAGAGAUGUCUUUAAUAAAUGAUGGUAUGCAUUUCCAAUGUGUGUUUCUAAGCAGUGAUUUGGAGAUAAAUCUUCAUUAAAACAUUUUUGUUUUCAGUUGAAAUGUUUUACACCUGUAAUUUAUAGGAUUUCUUAGGAUAUCAUGCAUGCAUGAAUAUAUAGUUAAUCACACAUUCAUGUUUUUUUACAUGAAUUACAUGAAUGUUAAUAUGCUGGUAUUG